AUGCAGGCCGGCAAGAAGCACAGCCGCCGUGUCGCUCGUCAGACCAAGGCCGCCGCCAUCGCCCCCCGCCCCGUCGACCGUCUCCGCCCGAUUGUCCGUUGCCCUAGCAUCAAGUACAACCGCAAGGUCCGUGCUGGCCGUGGCUUCACCCUGGCCGAGCUAAAGGUGCGUCGACAGUCCCUUCCCUUGCCCAUUUCUGCUUUUGAACCUGUUUCUCUAACCCCCACGUCCCAGGCUGCUGGUGUCCCCCGCCUGCUGGCCCCCACCAUCGGCAUCUCCGUCGACCACCGCCGCCAGAACCUGUCGGAGGAGUCCCUGGCCGCCAACGUCGCCCGCCUCAAGGCCUACAAGAGCCGCCUGCUCGUCUUCCCCAAGAAGGGCGCCAAGCCGACCGUCCCCGCCGGCCAGUCGGCCGCCCUGAUCGCCUCCGCCCUGCCGAUUGUCAGCUCCACCGCCGGCGUCACCGAGAUCAAGACCAGCGAGCUGCCCGCGCCCCUCGAGGCCGGUGCCUACGCCACCCUGCGCAAGGCGCGGUCAGACGCCAAGCUGGUGGGCAAGCGCGAGAAGCGGAUCAAGGACAAGGCCGAGGCCGAGGCCAACAAGAAAUAG
Molecule: messenger RNA, 609 nt
Organism: Sporothrix schenckii 1099-18
Lineage: Eukaryota; Fungi; Ascomycota; Sordariomycetes; Ophiostomatales; Ophiostomataceae
Product: large subunit ribosomal protein L13e
Exons: 1
Coding region: 1-609 (202 amino acids)
Biological process (GO): translation
Cellular component (GO): ribosome; cytosolic large ribosomal subunit
Molecular function (GO): structural constituent of ribosome; RNA binding
Source: RefSeq, a predicted model, not a curated record